Molecule: messenger RNA, 4528 nt
Organism: Pyricularia oryzae 70-15
Lineage: Eukaryota; Fungi; Ascomycota; Sordariomycetes; Magnaporthales; Pyriculariaceae
Product: transcriptional activator xlnR
Exons: 5
Coding region: 1062-4091 (1009 amino acids)
Biological process (GO): regulation of DNA-templated transcription; DNA-templated transcription
Molecular function (GO): DNA binding; zinc ion binding; DNA-binding transcription factor activity, RNA polymerase II-specific
Source: RefSeq, a predicted model, not a curated record
UUAAUGACUGUCGGUCCAUCCCUCUCCCCAGAGAAUGGAGGGGUAGGCUGGAAGAUUUGGCUGCCCAGAAAAAGACUCCCCCGGACGUUUCGUGACUCUGGAGAGGGCGGACGAAAAGAAAGAAGAAAAAUAAUAAUACCAAACUCCAAAUAAGAUCCCUCCUCACACAUAUACACACUUUCAUGCUCGCGGCACGCACUUCUGUUUUAAUUUCCCCGCCCUUCUUGUCACCCCGCCCUCUCGUCUGUUAUAUUGUUCAUUCAAUAUAAACGUGAUAUUCUUCGAUAUUGCCCCUGGGUGCGAGGACCCAGCAUUCGUACUUCUCCAAUCGAGUUCGGCUUCAGCAUUAACAGCUGCUCCGCACCGAGUACACAUUACAUUACCACUUCUGGCCUGAAUGCAUGCCAAGGCGACGACCUCGAGUUAGCACACAACAAGACGAAGGUCCUUCUUGUACGAUUGCCGACCUCUGAUAAAUUGCUGUCGGACCAUCAGAAUCCCUUGAGCCCUUUCGGCCUAGUCGUCCCUGGGGUUCUGAGCCAGACAAGGUCUAGAUAAACCGAGGUGAAUCUUUGAUACACACGGCUUGCGAAAGAGCCGCGUUGGGCAUUUCGGAGCAUUUUAGACCACUCGUUCAUUGUCCUUAGACAGUCAAGUCAGAAGAGGGCAAAUCAUAAAAAAAAGGUACAGUGCCUACGCAGCAGAUAGCGAGCAAUUCAGCCUCUCCGAGGCUUCGAUACCGUCCGAAUUCAUCAGAGGGACGCCUUGGAAGUUACUUCUUCCACAUACCCCCGGGUUUCCAUCGCAUACAAGUGGAACAAGGAGCUUGCAGAACCCGGAGAGCGCGCGCCUCUUGUCUCUCUGCUCAACCACCGGCCCUCGAAAAGCUCAAUGCUUCUGUUCGGAAGUUAGGAGUUUCCAGAUCUUCACUCAUCGGAUCCGUGCCCUCCAGAGUCGCCAGGACUUUCUUCCGUCCCCCGUGGGCUCUCCCGAGAACGGUGAACAAAGACGAACCUUAAGCGAGCUACUUGCCAGCAAGGGACAUUCUAGACGGAUCCACAAUGUUGUCUAAUCCUCUCCAUCGGUUUUCAGGCUAUCAUGCCAUGCCUUCCAACACACUCAUGUCCAACGGCCAUAUGUCUCAAGGGCACCUACACAACAACGGGCUCGACGGCCUUGGUCAGAGCUCCCAUUAUGCUCUCCAACAACUUCAACAACAUGUCGGGGUGCAUAACCCCCACCUCGCCCGAGCCGCGCCGCACAUGAAGCAUCACCGCCAGCACCCAUAUGGACCUGCCGUACGAACAGCAGGAAUAGCCGGACCGAUUCGUAGGCGAAUUAGCAGGGCCUGUGACCAGUGCAACCAGCUGCGGACCAAGUGCGAUGGCAACCACCCUUGCGCGCACUGCAUUGAAUUCGGACUCGGGUGCGAAUACAUUCGCGAGAGAAAGAAGCGGGGGAAGGCGUCGAGAAAAGACCUAGCUCAACAAGCUGCCGCGCAAGCUGCGACGACGGGAUCAUCCAGUGGACAAAAGUCACCGACACAUAGCGCAAACACCACAAAGAAGGACGAUCAAAAGGUCGACGGCGGCAGCAGCACCGGCAACGCCCCCAACAGUGAGCAGCACAGCCCCGACGAUAAAGAUCUCGACAAUGAUGCUAUGCAGAGGAGCCAGCGUAUGGGCAGCAUGGAUAGCCUCGACGAGAUGGAUCACCAAGGACAUAUCAGUGGACACCACCACCAACAGGCGGCUCUCGACAGAGAGCAUCAUACCAUGAGCAACCCCAGCGCCCUCGACCCCAACAGCUACGGCGGUGUACAUAACGGAUAUGAGCGGCAGGGCGGUAUGGGUACUGCGACAUCUCACAUCAUGGGUGGUGCGGCCCAUGGAGGCUAUGGGAGUCAGGGCGGCAUGUCAAGCUACCCGGAGCUUCCAUAUCUGCAAACGCAAAGCCCAACGGGCUACUCGGGUGGCGGAGCCUCAUAUCGCAUUGGCACCAGCCCCUUGAGCGCUUACCCACUCUCUGGAGAGACGGCGUCGCCCGGUUGGGGACUCCCAAUACCCUCACCUCCCGCUUCGCACGGCCAGUACCACUCGCAGCACAUGCAACAGCAAAGCAGUGCCAGCUACGGAGCCGGUACCUCUGGAGGCCUCGCGUCUGGCCACCCGCAGCACCUACGAUAUCCUGUCCUCGAUCCUCUCGUACCACACCUGGGGAACAUUAUUCCGCUUUCCUUGGCAUGUGACCUGAUCGACCUCUACUUUGCGAGUUCAUCCUCGGCGCAGGUGCACCCAAUGUCUCCCUACGUCCUGGGUUUCGUGCUCCGCAAGAGGUCGUUUCUGCACCCGAGCAAGCCUCGACUGUGCCAGCCAGCGCUUCUUGCCAGCAUCCUCUGGGUUGCUGCACAAACCAGCGAUGCUCCAUUUUUGACCAGCGUACCUUCUGCUCGCGGCAAGAUAUGCCAGAAGCUCCUUGAGCUGACUGUGAGCUUGCUGAAGCCGCUUAUUCACACCCCAUCGGGUGACGUUUCUCCCGUUUCCAGCCCCGUGAUUGACGGUGCUGCCCUGGGGGGUCUUGGUGUUGCGAUGCCAGGAUCCAUCAGCAUGGAGGCGUUGUCAGGAGAGACGGGAGCUUUUGGUGCUGCUGGUACCCUAGAUGACGUCGUGACCUACAUUCACCUGGCGACUGUUGUAUCUGCGAGCGAAUACAAGGGCGCCAGCCUAAGGUGGUGGAACGCUGCUUGGUCGCUCGCAAGGGAGCUCAAACUGGGCCGCGAACUUCCACAAAACGCACCCUCGGCCAUGUCUGACACGGCCGGCAACGAGCGCAACGAUAACGAUGACACUACAGAAGCGCUCGGUGGAGGACCCAAUGUCAUCACGGACGAGGAACGAGAGGAGCGGCGGCGGAUCUGGUGGCUGGUCUAUAUUGUCGAUCGUCACCUCGCGCUUUGCUACAACCGACCUCUCUUCCUUCUCGAUAUUGAGUGCGACGGACUUUUGCAGCCUCUGGACGACACGGCUUACCAAAACGGCGAGUUUAGGCCUCACCAAGUAGUUACAGACCCGGAUAUGCUAGGUGAAGACCGGCGCAGCAGCCAGAAGAGCGAGACGGCGCUCAUCCGAGGCCCAUCGUUUGAAUGUACCGGGCAUGGGAUAUUCGGCUACUUCCUCCCGCUCAUGACCAUACUCGGCGAGAUUGUCGACCUGAACCACGCCCGAAACCACCCGCGAUUCGGCAUCAACUUCCGCUCUCACAGCGAAUGGGACGAGCAGACUUCCGAGAUCGCCCGCCACCUAGAGCUGUACGAGCAGAGCCUGCGGCGCUUUGAGCAGCAGCACCUCAGCGCCGCGGCGCAAGCACAAGCACAAGCCGCCGAUGCCGCCAAGGCUGCCGCCGCCGCGCAGGCCCAGGCACAUGCGCAAGCGCAAGCGCAGCAGACCAGCAGCGACGACUCGGCCAUCUCGGCCGACAACAUCAGCGUCACCGACGUCGGCACGCCGUCCGCGCUGUCGGUCCACAGCGUCGCCCACAGCGCCCACACCACCUCGUCGUCGCGGCUGACCGAGUCGGACGUCCAGACGCGCAUCGUCCUGGCGUACGGCACGCACGUCAUGAACGUCCUGCACAUACUCCUGACGGGCAAGUGGGAUCCCAUCAACCUCCUCGACGACAAUGACCUCUGGAUCAGCUCCCAGGGCUUCAUAACCGCCACGGGCCACGCCGUCGACGCCGCCGAGGCCAUCGGCAGCAUCCUCGAGUUCGACCCGGGCUUGGAGUUUAUGCCCUUCUUUUUCGGCAUCUACCUGCUCCAGGGCUCGUUCCUCCUCUUGUUGAUCGCGGACAAGCUGCAGAGCGAGGCCAGCCCCAGCGUGGUCAAGGCAUGCGAGACCAUCAUCCGUGCCCACGAGGCAUGCGUCGUGACUCUCAACACUGAAUACCAGCGCAAUUUCAGCAAGGUCAUGCGAAGUGCCUUGGCCCAAGUCCGCGGUCGCGUCCCUGAGGAUCUCGGCGAGCAGCACCAGCGCCGCAGGGAGCUUCUGGCCCUCUACAGGUGGACCGGCGACGGGACCGGGCUGGCGUUAUAAGGCACAACCUUAUUGUCACUCUAUCCUGAUGCUUUGGCUUUUUUUUUCUUUCUUUCUGGUAAAACAUUUUGUGGUGCGAUUCUGGGUAAAUAUGAUUUUUAUAAGGUGUUGAUGGAGCUUCAUUGUAUGGGAGGCAUUUUAUUUGGACUUGAAACCAUUAUUUUGAUUUACUUGGGAGGAUGGACUUUGCCGGUUCUUUUUCGGGGUUUGUGGACGGGGAAAUAGUAAAAACAAUUUUUUCAAGUUGGACUAACAGUACAACCUUUACUCUUUUCUUUUCCCUCUUUUCUUUUCUUGUCAAUGCCUACCGUAAAUACCAUUCCGGAUGAUUUAAAGAAACAGGGCAUCGAGAAGUGGAGGUUAAAUGCGAAACACAAGCCGGAUGUGAGCCAGCAGUUGGGCAGCGAUAAUCAUAAUAAAAGAUCUUCCCAAGCCUC